Molecule: messenger RNA, 1233 nt
Organism: Aspergillus nomiae NRRL 13137
Lineage: Eukaryota; Fungi; Ascomycota; Eurotiomycetes; Eurotiales; Aspergillaceae
Exons: 2
Coding region: 1-1233 (410 amino acids)
Source: RefSeq, a predicted model, not a curated record
AUGAGCCACCAGUGCUCCGAUAACAGGCAGUACUAUUCCUGUUUUAAAGGCCCUUUCCAGGGAUGUUGCUCUGUCGACCCAUGUUCUAAGGGAGUCUGUCCGGACGACAUUGCUUUGAUAGCCGCCGAUACCAUGACGUCUACAGAGGUUCAUACCGUGACACCUACAAAGUCCGUCUCUUCGAAACAGUCCACCUUUGAGACCAGCACAACUACGACUAGUCGUCUUGAGACCACCAGCACUCCCGGAACCACAACCGCUUCCACAACCAGCACAUCAGAAACCGGUACCGGUACGAGCGCUGCCGACAAUGCCAAUGCUGAUGCAGAAACCGGCCAUGGAACGCCCGUUGGGGCUAUCGUAGGAGGAGUGAUCGGUGGCAUCGCAUUUCUCAUACUCCUUGCUAUUGCCUUGUUUUUCGCCUAUUGCAGGCGCAAGAAGCAUGUAAGGCGUUUCACCUUUCUUCGCGGUCCUCUCACUGAUAUCUUUAAGGAGAUGACAUUUGAAACCGAUAAAAAACCACCACAGAGUGACUCAACAACUACAGAACAAGUCCUACACGCACCGACGAAAAAAGAGAAAGCAGAAACAAGCUCCCUCCUCACCCCAACAGACUACUCCACCAACGAAACCACGCCCAUCUCACCAACCCCCACCGCAGCCGAACUAGACGCAUUCCACCUCUACCCUCCCCAGACCCCCUACACCUUAUUCACUCACCCGAAUGCAUCAAUUCCCGAGCUGAGCGGCACGGGAGUCCACAGCCCCCGCGCCGAACUAGCAGCCCAGCCCAGCCGAGAACUCAUAAACAUCCCACAUCAUCAACGCCAGCCCUCAAAUCAGUCGAGCUCAUCGCAGGGACCGACACGCGCCGAAUUGGCGGCUCAACCUUGCAGGGAGUUGAUCAAUGUUCCACACCACCGGCGUCAGCAUCCUGCUACACUCCCGACAUCAUCCCGGGAACAGGUAGACGAGACUAUGACACGCGCAAACUCGCCUCCGGUUAUCACCGCCGAUGGCGUAGUCCUGUCUGCGAACUUUGAUACUUCUGCUUCUGGGUCGGAUGUUCUCUCCUCUCAUGGCUUGUCCAGUUCCCAUGCGAUGAGUUUUAUGGAUUAUGACACUGCAAGGAAGUCGAUGUUAUCGGCACAUCGGCCGGAGUGGGCGGAUAGUCCUGGAGAAGGGAAGACUGACAAGCCGAAAGGAGGAAAACAUAUGAAAGGGCCCGAAUGA